UGCUGCCUGCCCGCCCAGCCCGCCGGCCGGGGCCUGCCGCCACCCGUGGAUGAGCCACAGGACCUCCUCCACCUUCAGAGCGGAGCGGAGCUUCCAUUCCUCCUCCUCCUCCUCCUCCUCGGCCUCCCACAGCCUCCCGGCCCAGGACCCACCCAUGGAGAAGACCUUGAGCAUGUUCUCCGAGGAUUUUGGCAGCUUCAUGCGGCCCCACUCGGAGCCCCUGGCCUUUCCAGCACUCCCCACGGCCCGCGCCGGGGGACCGGGCAACAUCAAGACCCUGGGAGACGCCUACGAGUUUGCUGUGGACGUGAGUGACUUCUCACCUGAAGACAUCAUCGUCACCACCUCCAACAACCACAUAGAGGUGCGGGCUGAGAAGCUGGCAGCCGACGGCACCGUCAUGAACACCUUCGCUCACAAGUGCCAGCUGCCGGAGGACGUGGACCCCACGUCAGUGACCUCGGCCCUGCGGGAGGACGGCAGCCUCACCAUCCGGGCCCGGCGCCAGCCCCCCACGGAGCACGUGCAGCAGACCUUCCGGACGGAGAUCAAGAUCUGAGGGCCGCCCCGCCGCACCCCCCACUGCCCCGUGUCGUGUUCUCCCCCUCCGGCCAGCCAGAGUGGCUCUCCUGAUCCCCUCGUGUCAGCUCUGGGGACGUCUCAGCCCAGGUUCCCGGCCCUGACACCCCACCCCACCCCAGACCCCAGGUGGGUCAUCCCCACCCCCAAAUGAGGGCUUCUUCUCUACCCAGGGCAGGCCGGGGACCCCCCUGUCUCACUUGUGGCCCCCAGAUUGCAGAUACGGCCUUAAUCCAGAACAAAGGGUUUGGGAUGGGAACAGGAGAUCCCAGAGAACCCGGUUUGGAGAAGGGGGCUGGGACAGGCAAGCUGGGCAAAUAAUCUGCAGGACAGACAGACAUAGUCUUUCAUCUUUGGAGUCGCUGCAGGGCAGGGGAACUGGGUACCCGGGACCGCCUUGGCCAAGGGGAGCAGGAGGGCGGAGGGAGGUCACUGGCAGAGGCGCCCAUGAAACCCAACUGCCAGACAUGGAGAGGCAGGAGACAGCCCUGAGGGUCCGUUUCCCUGCAGCCGCUCUCCAAGCCCAGAGACCGCUGCCAGGCUGCCCGCUCACAAGGUGCCCCAUCCAGCCCAAUGCCCCCGGGCAGGGCCAUGUUGUGUCUGUAUAUAGAUGGGGUUUUUCCAAUACAGCUGGCUCGUGAUAAACUGUGUGAACCAUCUGUCACCUGCUCAUACCUCCAGGGAAGCCUGGGCCGGGGGGCGGGGCUGACCCUUCCUCCUCCCACCCGGAGACCUGGGCUCCUAGGACUGUCUCCACUGCAGACAAGUCACCCAACAAAAGGAAGCAUGGAUGGGGCUUGAGUCCUGGAGGUAGGAUCCCAGCUUCCCACCAACCUUCCCUUGUGGCCGUCUGCCUUCCCCAUCCUCCCUAUCUAUUAUCUGUGAAACUAUAGGCAUGGAGUGUGUGUAUACCACAUGCACACAAACAGGUGCGCAUGCACACACACACACACACACACACACAUGCCCGGUUACCCUUGUCCUUCAAAUACUAAGCGUUACCAUUGGUUGCAGCCAAAUUCAGAACUUUCUUUCUCAAAUUUUGGUCACACCCUGCAGCCUGUGGGGUUCCCUAAGCAGAGAUUGAACCCGCACCCACUAUGUGGGGAGGCGGAGCCUUAACCACUGGACCACCAGGAAACUCUCAGAACACUCUGAAAUCAGGUUUACAAUCUCCACUUGUUACUUUUAUCAGUGGGGAAGGAGUGAGCAGCUGAGCAGCCAGCUUGCCCACUGAAGCAUGGGUUUGAACCCAGGAUGUCGGAAGCCACUCUCGAACCCCACCUGCCCCUCCGUGCAGAGGGGAAGAGCUCCCCUGUUCUGCCUCUCUGCCCUGCACCCACCCCACAGCUUCCUGCUAGAGAGAGAAUGCCCCACCCCUGUCCCUCCUCAUCCCCAGGCCAGGACAAGGACCUCCUGCCAGCCUCCAUUCUGGGGACCCCCAGCUGCCCCCCACGACCCAGGCGCAGUCUCCCACAUUCAGAGGUAGGGCUGAGCAGGGAGGGUGGGUCCCUGUCUGUCUGGCCUCCUGCGCUUCCUGGGUCAGUGCUCUGUGAAGUGGCCUCGUCCCUGCCGUUCUGGGGCCCUCAGGGGAUGACCCGGGGUGGGGUGGGUCCUUGCGUUGUAUCCUGCACACACAAUAAACAGCAGAAUCACUGGC
This is a messenger RNA of Odocoileus virginianus texanus, 2239 nucleotides long. RefSeq names its product heat shock protein family B (small) member 7 (gene HSPB7). Gene Ontology annotation, cellular component: nucleus; cytoplasm. Gene Ontology annotation, biological process: heart development. The record is from RefSeq and is a predicted model, not a curated record. Lineage: Eukaryota; Metazoa; Chordata; Mammalia; Artiodactyla; Cervidae.